Molecule: messenger RNA, 1423 nt
Organism: Sceloporus undulatus (fence lizard)
Lineage: Eukaryota; Metazoa; Chordata; Lepidosauria; Squamata; Phrynosomatidae
Product: beta-2-glycoprotein 1-like
Exons: 7
Coding region: 73-948 (291 amino acids)
Source: RefSeq, a predicted model, not a curated record
UUCUGAUCUAUUUCUUUUAGGAAUCAAAGCACUGAGUUCAGGAUCAUUUUGCCAGCUUGCAAUUCAGCAGCAAUGUCUCCAGCCCUCUUCAUUUUAGGGACCAUUUCUAUAGCAGCUCAUACUAUCCUUGCAUCCAUAGCAAAAAAAUGUCCUGAUCCUGGCCCCCUGAAGAAUGGAAAUAUACAUUUUACAGAUCUAAGCUACCCAAAUUUUAUAAGGUUUUCAUGUGACCCUGGGUAUAUUCUUCAAGGACCUAACACCAGCCAAUGCCUGGCAAAUGGACGAUGGAGCGCAAAGCUUCCUGAAUGUCAACCUGUGAUUUGUCCUCUACCUUUGGAUUGUGAAUUUUCAGUCCUUUCUUGUCACAGACUUCACCCAGGGAGCAAAUCAGUCUUCCAAGAUGAAAUCAAAUUUGAAUGUUUAUUGCCUUAUGCUCUUUUUGGAAGUGAAACAGCUGUUUGUGAGGCCGAUGGGAAAUGGAGCGCACUACCAGAAUGCAGAUGUACACAGUGUCCAAAACCAGAAGGUAUAGAAAAUGGAUAUAUAUAUUUGCUUCUUCGCAGAGCAUAUCAUUACAAAGAAACGGUGACCUAUGGUUGUAAUCCAACAUAUGUGCUGGAUGGACCUGCAGAAUCCAGUUGUGAGAAGACAGGCCAAUGGUCAGCAAAACCAGUAUGCAGAGCACCGUGUGCAAUUCCUGUCAAAAGAGCCACUGUGUUAUACAACAGUCAGAAAGUAAAGGUCCAAGACCAUAUCAAGAGAGGAAUACAACAUGCUGAAAGCAUCUGGUUUUUCUGUAAAAACAAAGAACAGCACUGUAGUUAUAAAGUAGCUGCUCAGUGCAAUGAUGGCAAUUUUACAGUCCCUGCCUGCUUCAAAGAACAGCGGAUUACAUCGUUCUUGAAAACAGACAUAGCAGACCUACCACCAUGUGACACCAUUCACUAAAGGGGAUAUCUUCAUGUAUUGAAGAAGUGGGCAAAUGGAGCAUCCAAGUCUCUCUUAGAUUAUGGCAAUGUGGAAUGCAAGGAUAUCACCACCAUUAUAUUCUAAACAGGCUUAUUGACGUUAAUAUGCUGCCUUUAUUAAACUUCAAAUAUGUAAUUACAUAAAUGCUCGAUAAUUUUCCUGCAUCGUACACUUAAAGAUAUAUGCACACAACUUUCUUAGUGUAUACAAGCAUGUAGAGGCCAGAUAUUUUGUCAAGUAAAUUUGUACUAAAGACAGAUGUGUUAAUAAUUUGAUUUUGUAAUAUGACCAGAUCAUCAGUACUUUUCUUUCAUUCUUGCUUAUGUAUAUUUCAGUUUUGAUGUAACCACAAUAUUAUCCACUGACCCAUAGAAUUAUUUUCUUGGUGAUCCAUUUAUAUGAAUGUGUAAUAUUCAGUUUCUUGUACAUUUCAGAUUAAAUUUGCUAAAUGUAA